Saccharomyces cerevisiae S288C is the source of this 2292-nucleotide messenger RNA. RefSeq names its product putative SCF ubiquitin ligase complex subunit SKP2 (gene SKP2). NCBI's taxonomy places the organism in Eukaryota, Fungi, Ascomycota, Saccharomycetes, Saccharomycetales, Saccharomycetaceae. The coding region runs from base 1 to 2292 and encodes 763 amino acids. Gene Ontology annotation, cellular component: cytoplasm. The record is from RefSeq and is marked reviewed. The transcript has a single exon. Gene Ontology annotation, biological process: protein ubiquitination.
AUGAAACGGUUGCAAUUGUUUGGUAGAUCAAAAUAUUUCUCGCUGGUCUCCAGUGCUGCGAAGGAGGAAGAAGAAGAGGAAGAGGGCUGUGCUGAUGCCAAAAGCCUUCUACAUAGUACGAGCCAUGAUAUCAAAUCGAGAUCACUACGCUUCAACGAUAAAUCGUCCCUCAUGUGUUUGCCAACAAAAGUUCUACUGUUAAUACUGCGAACUUUGGACUUCAAUACAUUAGUAACACUAUGCCAAGUCAAUUCGAGGUUCUACAAUUUGAUUACGAAUGAGUUCCUUUUCCAAAACGUUAUUUUGGACUCAAAACUUUCGUUGUUAAAGUUCAAUGCUUUGAUACACUCCGAGUUCCACACGUCGAACAUUGUCACACACAGCGGUGAUUGUAGCACACAAUCUAGAUCACAAAAUGCAAGGUUCCUCGUAAGAUCCAUCGAAUUCAAAAAUCCUCAGUCCCAAGACUCGUUGUUAAAAUACAGUAAGUUCUAUAAUAAGAGUGGCCAAGAUUCUAUUAUUGCUGGAUCUUAUAAACUCGAUUCGUAUGAUAAAGACGUAAAAAAACUGAAUAACAUCAGACUAAACGAUGAGACUCCCAUCAUAACUUCAGAACGAAUCAAACUGCUUGAUAAAUUGGAAAGCAACUACUUCCAUUAUACUUAUAUUGAGCUAAUGCUUGAUAUUAUAGACUAUCUACCGAACCUGACCAGAGUGAUUCUGAGUGAUGUGGAACCGAAUUUUAAAAUUCCUUUAUGGUACUCUGUAUUCAACGAUGGAUCUAGAGAUUUUUUCAAGAAAAUAAUCAAGGGCCAGCAAUCCAUCACAAACGAAGAUUUGAGGACUUUCCAACUAUCCAAAAAAUUUGUCAAAGAAUACGAAUCCAAGUAUUAUUCUCUGCCAAGGUUGAAAAUACUGGAAAUCAAAGCUAAUAAUAAAAGACAAAGAACCUUUAAUCGUCAACGCCAUCACCAAAAGCUCGUACUAAGACCGAGUUUAUUCUGCUGUUUCGGCAUAAUUAAUGAACUUAAACUAGAAAAUGUAACGAUAGACACCGAAUCGCUAGAUACUCCAAUGGAAUUCUUACCACUAUUUCUAAAGAACGAAGAUAAUGAACUGUACAGUUUACAGUCUCCUAUCACUGCACUUACUUUAGAUUCAUGUGAUGUAGUUCCUGGAAAUGGAAUAUUACGUUUGUUUCACUCUUACUUUAAAAUGGUCAAACAUCUAUCCUUACUGAAGAUUAACAGUAAAUUCGACUUAUUGUUAUGCAGUUGUUUCCCAUCGUUAUCCAAUCUAACAAUUGAUUGUAAUAGCAAAUGUUUCACUAACGAACAGGUAGUCGGCGAAUCAUAUUAUUUCCAACAGCGAAGUUUGGAUACAGAAGAUGAUUUUGAUGACUGCAAUUCCAUGACAGAAACAUUAUUUGAAGCGCCAUCAGAUUCGAAGAUAAUUACUCCUCCGCCGACAUCUUCAGUUGUAUUGUCCUUAAAUCUGAACUAUAUUUCUAGAACUACAGGAAAUGAUGUUUCAAAUAACCCAUCACCAGACAAUAACAAAAAGCCCGCCAUGUUAACUGCGGCACAGCUACAAAAUUUUCAACGACAAAGAAUCCCUGAAUUUCAUUCUUUCUACCAUUAUUACCGCUUACUUUGGGAGAGACUUCCAAGUAAAAAUAUUUCUAUUAACGUAAUCAAUAUCCCCUUUACCAAUGUGUAUCCUUUAUCCCCUCUAUCGUUUUGGGAACAUCUAGCAAGAACAAUUACUAGUGUUGAUGAGACAGAUGAGGAUGUUGGCGACGAGAACGAUCAAGAAACAUUAAUCGGUUACGAAAAUAAUUCCAUAAGAGAUAACAUACCAAAUGCUAAUGCAGUUCCAAAUUUAAGUACAGUAAUGAGCCCUGAAUCAGACAUUCACCACACUUACUAUUGGAACAACUCUGUAAGGCGUUGCCUAAGAGAUAGUUUAAUCAAAUUGAAGAACCGAACCAUCGAAUAUAGAGAUUUAGAUGUGGAGGAGUUCUUACAAAAUGUGACAUUGGAAAAUUUUUUCAAUGAUUUCCAAGAUCCAGAGAAUUUUAAAGAUAUUCCAAAUAUUAACCUCUGGUGUUUCCUGAGAAAUUUGUCAAAAUUCAAAGCUGUCAAAAUAAGAAUGCUGAGACAUUUUUCAUUAUGUACACCUAGAACCAGAUACGACUGGGAACUAUUAUUGAAGCCCGUACUGCGUGUAAAUGUUCCCAUUGAAGUCAGAGAUAAGGACGGAUUCGUUCUUUAUUCUUACGGGCAAAAAUAA